AUGGCCGCAAGAGUGCUACUGCAACGGAGCGCGGUGGCGCCAGUCACGGCCGCCCUAGUCCUCGGCGGCUUCGCCUUCCAACCCAGAACAGCCCACGCCGAAGCUCCGUCCAGAAAGCCCAUCUACGAUGACGUUGAAGAAAUCCCCACGGCCAAGAUCGAGCCCGCGGCACCAGCGACACCAGCGGCACCAGCUCCUCCUCCCGAUGCGUUGGUCCCUUCUCAACCCGCCGCGGAAGAGACUCCUCGUCGCCCCACUCCCACGGAUCGAUUGGCAGUUGAGAUUGGCAAGGCCCGCAUGUUCCUCUAUCGUCACGCCGUGACGGCCGAGGAUGCCGUCAACCGUACUGUGGAUAAAGCCUUCAAUCUCGAGCAGUCCUUCACCAACACCAUUGCGUCGCUUGCGCCGCCCAAGGAUAGUGGGGAGAAGCUCAUGCCCGGCGUCGUGUAUGUGCUCGUCGCGGCCAUGGCCGGCAGCAUCGUUGCUAGGAACAGGGGUGUCUUUUUGAGAGCUACUGCGCCUCUUGCCUUCGGAACCGGUGCCGCAUGGGUCGUUCUUCCCGUCACCAUGAACAAUGUAUCGAAUUUGGCGUGGAAAUAUGAGCAGAGGUUCCCCGCUGUUGCCUCCACGCACGUCAAGGUUCGGGACUCUAUUGAGCAGGGAUGGACCUUCGCCAAGGUACACAAGGAUGUUGGUGUGCGUUAUGUCGAUGAGACGGUAACGAAUGCGAGGGAAACCGUCGAGAGCUGGGUUAGAAAGGGUAAAUAA
Messenger RNA from Scedosporium apiospermum, 768 nucleotides. RefSeq lists its product as uncharacterized. Bases 1 to 768 code for a protein of 255 amino acids. Lineage: Eukaryota; Fungi; Ascomycota; Sordariomycetes; Microascales; Microascaceae. The transcript has 2 exons. Gene Ontology annotation, biological process: cristae formation. The record is from RefSeq and is a predicted model, not a curated record. Gene Ontology annotation, cellular component: MICOS complex; mitochondrial crista junction.